This is a messenger RNA of Pomacea canaliculata, 1509 nucleotides long. Its product is annotated as glyceraldehyde-3-phosphate dehydrogenase-like. Bases 205 to 1215 code for a protein of 336 amino acids. Lineage: Eukaryota; Metazoa; Mollusca; Gastropoda; Architaenioglossa; Ampullariidae. Gene Ontology annotation, biological process: glucose metabolic process. The transcript is spliced from 10 exons. The record is from RefSeq and is a predicted model, not a curated record. Gene Ontology annotation, molecular function: NAD binding; NADP binding; oxidoreductase activity, acting on the aldehyde or oxo group of donors, NAD or NADP as acceptor.
GGGACUACACAGGCGUGACGGCUCAUUUUCAUAGUAAAUUGUGAUGAUGAAAAUGACCGAUUGCUUUGUUUGUGGGGGAAAAAUGUGAUUGAAGAAAAGCGGAGAUGAGGAAAAAAUAUCUAUAAAGAAUUUAAAAGAAUUGAAGUGGAGAGAAGAUUUGAAAACAACUUGAGCCUUGUUGGGAAGCAAAAUUCAAGUAGAAGAAUGACAACCAGAAUUGGAAUCAAUGGAUUUGGCCGAAUUGGCAGGCUUGUGGCACGUGCUGCAUUGUCAACAUCUGGUGUUAAAGUUGUUGCCAUUAAUGAUCCUUUCAUUGACCUAGAGUAUAUGGUUUACAUGUUUAAGUAUGAUUCCACACAUGGAAAGUACAAGGGAACAGUUGAAGUGAAGGAUGGCAAACUGGUAAUUGAUGGGAAUGCCAUCAGCAUUUACAAUGAGAAAGAGCCAAAUGCAAUCCCUUGGGGUAAAGAUGGUGCUGACUACAUUGUUGAAUCAACUGGAGUGUUUACAGCCAAAGAUAAGGCAGCUGCACACUUGAAAGGUGGGGCCAAGAAAGUGGUCAUCUCCGCCCCUUCAGCUGAUGCUCCUAUGUUUGUCAUGGGUGUAAACCAUGAAAAAUAUUCAAAGGACUUGGAGGUUGUGAGCAAUGCCUCCUGUACCACCAACUGCUUGGCACCAUUGGCCAAAGUCAUCAAUGAAACAUUUGGUAUUGAAAGUGGGCUGAUGACCACUGUGCAUGCUACUACUGCUACACAGAAAACAGUAGAUGGCCCCUCAAAGAAGGAUUGGCGAGGUGGUCGUGGUGCAGCACAGAACAUUAUUCCAUCCAGCACUGGAGCUGCCAAAGCUGUUGGUAAAGUCAUUCCAGAAUUAAAUGGAAAGCUGACAGGCAUGGCUUUCCGUGUCCCAACACCUGAUGUAUCUGUGGUUGAUCUGACUGUCAACCUCAAAACCGAUGCCAGUUAUGAUGAAAUCAAGGCGGCCGUUAAAAAGGCAUCAGAGGGUUCUUUGAAGGGCAUCCUUGGCUACACAGAGGAUGAAGUUGUGUCUCAGGAUUUCUUGGGAGACUCUCGCAGUAGUAUCUUUGAUGCAAAAGCUGGAAUUCCACUGACUAAUCGCUUUGUCAAGCUUAUCUCAUGGUAUGACAAUGAAUAUGGUUACAGUCAGCGUGUGGUGGAUCUCAUCAUUUACAUGGCCAAGGUUGAUUCUUCUUAAAUUAACAGCCAUUCUGUGGUACCUCCUUUUUCAAAAGUGAAAUGAAGACAUUGGAAUUUUUUUUUAAGUACCUAGUUUGCAUAGCUUGUGUUGUCUCCCAUGCCCGGCUUAGCUAUACUCAAAUGAUGGUGUGGCAAAGAUUGGUAACAACAACUUGAAGUGUCAGAUUUCACACAAGGACAUACUUAAUUCUCAUUGUUGUGUACUGUGUCCAGUCUAGAAUCAAUUUGGAUUUUCCCCCUUCUCUAAACAAUUUCAAGGAUAUAAAUCAUUGAAAUAAAAAUUUAAGAUGGA